UUCGCUCCGGCCGUGGGUGGCGGUGCGGCGCGAUGGACUGGCAGGUGCUGACCCGGGAGCUGUCUCUGUACCUGGAGAACCAGGUCCGCGUGGGGCUCUUCGGCUCCGGCGUGGGCUUAUCCCUGGUGCUGGGCUUUGGCGUCGCCUACGCCUGCUACUACCUCAGCAGCAUCGCCAAGAAACCCCAGCUGGUGGCAAGCAAUGAACGUUUCUGCCGCUUUCUGGAAGAGUACUGUCCUGUUGUGACAGAAACUUACUAUCCCACGAUUUGGUGCUGGGAAGGUCGGGUGCAGACACUCCUGCGUCCCUUUAUCACCUCUAGACCCCAAGUACAGUACAGAAAUGAGCUCAUUAGAACAGCAGAUGGAGGACAGAUUUCGUUGGAUUGGUUUGAUAAUAAUGACAGCUUAUAUUAUCCGGAUGCCAGCACAAGACCUACAGUCCUGUUAUUGCCUGGUCUGACGGGAACAAGCAAGGAAUCCUACAUUCUUCAUAUGAUCCAUCAAAGUGAAACACUGGGAUAUAGAUGUGUGGUUUUUAACAAUCGAGGAAUUGCUGGCGAGGAACUUCUGACUCCAAGGACUUACUGUGCAGCUAACACGGAGGAUUUGGAGGCAGUUAUUCAUCACAUACACAACUUGCAGCCCUCAGCUCCCUUCAUGGCAGCAGGUGUUUCUAUGGGAGGGUCACCUAUUAAUACUCUGUCUCUCCACUGGCUGCAUGGAGACCAUGGAACAUUGUCAAAAGCCCUGCUAAAGUCAAACAUGCUUCUUUUAAAUUACCUGGGCAAAACUGGCAGAGACACUCCUUUAAUGGCAGCUGCAAUUUUCUCUGCGGGUUGGAAUGUUUUUGAAUCUGUAGAAUCUCUGGAGAAGCCGCUAAACUGGCUUCUUUUCAACUAUUACUUGACUACUUGUCUACAAUCCUCUAUCAGCAGGCAUCGGCAAAUGCUGGAGAAAUUAUUCGAUAUGGAUCUCGUGAUGAAGGCUAGAACUGUUAGAGAAUUCGAUACACAGUUCACUUCAGUCAUGUUUGGCUACCGUACAAUUGAUGAUUACUAUGAAGAUGCCAGCCCAUGUCUCAAGCUGAAGUCUGUAGGCAUUCCAGUAUUAUGCCUAAACUCUGUGGAUGAUGUUUUCUCACCAGGUCAUGCUAUACCGGUGGAAACUGCCAAACAAAAUGCAAAUGUAGCUUUGGUUCUGACUUCUUGUGGAGGCCACAUUGGUUUUCUGGAAGGAAUAUGGCCAAGGAAGUGCACUUACAUGGACAGAGUCUUCAAGCAGUUUGUGCAAGCUGUGUUUGAGCAUGGAAACAAAAUCUUUAGCAUGUAGCUUUGGCUAUAGCACAAUGGCACAUUCCAACAAGGGCAGUUAAGCUUAAUGCACAAAUUUUAACUACCAUAAGCCAGCAAAUGGAGAAAGUCCAUUACUACACGCAAAAAUAUUUUUUGCCUAAGAUUUUGUAGCAAGAAACUAAAUAAUAUGUUGUCACUUUUGUAUUUAUUUUUAAUAUGCCUUACUAAGAAUGAUCUUAAAUGAAACAGCAUUCUGCAUACAUCAAGUUGCAUUUAACCAAAAUCAUCAAGUAAAUAGAUUGUAAUUCCUCAAGAUUUUAAUUUAAACCAGUACGUAUUUAGGAGAGUUAAUUUAGAUGGCUUUUAAUAUUAAAAUGGCAACAUUCAAAAUAACAUUUAUUGUCCUGCCAAACAUAGUACAAGUUGGCCCAUUCCUUAGCUGAAGAUCUUAAGAAAACAUAAGGAAGGAACUCAAAGAAGCACUGGUUCUUCAAACAAGUCCAAAUUGUGGCAUGCUAUUCCGUAGCAUUAGACUGAUCAGCUUUUGCUGUUUUACCCUGACAAUAUCCAGAUUUAGGGCUAGUUACUGUGUUUUAAACUAUGCCAAUGCCAUAUUCAUUUUACGUGUGUAUUUUUUUAUGCGGCUUAUGUAUAGCGUUUACAUAUAACCAAAAGAUUCCUUUAAAAGAGUACUGUAAUAACUUAUGUAAUUAAAAGACAUUUUGCAUUUCAAUGUUUGUGUAUAGCUGGGCAUUGUCAUAUCUGUACUAGAUACUCCAUAUAACUGGUAACUGUCUGUUAUGUUUGUAUUACCUUGCAAGAACGUUACAGUUUUAAAUAAGAAACCAUAGAGCACUAGGAAAUUAUGAUAUAGUCUGUUUUAAAUUAAAAAAUGUAUCAUUCUGAAUCCAUUAUCUCUGCUAUCCUUUCCAAUAAUUUCCAAUAAGAGUGUAACAAAGUGUUUCAAGAAAGAUGGGAGCUGGAUAUGGUGGUGUCAUUGGUUUGCUUAUUUGAUCAUGUGUCUGCACUUCAGCAAUAGGUUGUCAGUCAUUGAAGCCUCCACAAACUGAUUGCUGCCCUGGUGGCUUAUGAGGUGGCUGCCUGAGACAGUGCUGUUUGCAGCCCUGAAAGAGAAAGAGCUACAGUGGAUCCUCGAGGAAAACGGACAACUUUGAAAACUGCUGGGAAGGUCUAAUUUAGGGCAGAGUGAAACGAGAUCUUGUAAGUGGCUUCUGUGGAGGUUCUCUCCCAUGCUAAUGAUUGUUUGGGGCCCAGCAUCACAAAAUCAGGCAGUGGAGAUGCCUUUGCAUUUUCAUUAUGUUUUGAACAGGGUCAGUGCAAGAAGAAAACAUGGAUACAAAGCAAGUCAGGUCAUCUGUCUUAAGUAGUAUGUGAACAGUCCUCUUGCAAGGCAAGUAUCCUAGUAAAGGCAAAGGCAAGGAAAGAACAGAAUUAACUUUUGCCUUCAGAUAAAGCAGAAAUCAAGAUACACUGCAUGAAAGCUAAUUUUAUAAGGUGGGAGGUUAUGUUAAAAAUUAGGAAGCGUUUUCAAGUUUUGACUUUUUAGGUAAGGCAUUGGGCUUUGUACAGAUAAUAAAGUCUAACUUACUUCUUACCUAAUAAGGACAGUGGGAAAAGCAAAAUGAAAUUUUAUGCAUGUUGCUACAACAGAUGAAAUCAGCACAUUAGUAGGGUGCCUUACUCAUUCUUAAAUUCAUUCCCAUUAUAGAAGUUAUGUUCCUACAAAAACAAUGAGCAAUAAACUGUGUAUUGAGCAUUACAUUUGUAAAAUCAUUUGGGUACGGUACUGUUGAAAAGUCAGCAGCAAAAUAAAAAUAAAAAACCACUUAUAUUAAAAA
This is a messenger RNA of Centrocercus urophasianus (Greater sage-grouse), 3153 nucleotides long. RefSeq names its product abhydrolase domain containing 3, phospholipase (gene ABHD3). Bases 33 to 1331 code for a protein of 432 amino acids. Gene Ontology annotation, molecular function: monoacylglycerol lipase activity; A2-type glycerophospholipase activity; acetylesterase activity. The record is from RefSeq and is a predicted model, not a curated record. The transcript is spliced from 10 exons. Gene Ontology annotation, biological process: medium-chain fatty acid biosynthetic process; phosphatidylcholine metabolic process; medium-chain fatty acid catabolic process. Lineage: Eukaryota; Metazoa; Chordata; Aves; Galliformes; Phasianidae.